AAGAUCGAGAUGAAGUCUCAAGUCCGCAACCGUCGACCGCCUCUUCGUGCUCCUCCUCUUCGAUUUCUUGCAAUCGACGCCGCCGUCGUUCCGCCCAAAUCACGUCAACGACGAACUUUCACGUCAUCUACGCCGAUCGCAUUCAUCAUUGCAGCAAGCAAGACGUCUCGAUUCUCCAGCGUGUCCUCUCUCUCUUAUUUUAUCCUGAAACCUAUCGCCUGAUCCAUCUGUCCUCCGAUUGUUGUAUUUUUUUUUUUUUUUUUUUUUGCGAAGAAUCGAUUUCGUAGUUGAGGCGAUUGUUUCUUUCUUUGAUGGGAGCGAAAUGCGCCAAGGGAUUCUCGCAGGAGACGGAUUCUCGUAGCUACGCCCAGUCCCGGCAAGUGACUCAGUAUCGAAAUUCGAACAGCAGCCACCACUCCGCUCCUGCUGCCGUUCGAUCGAAUGAUCCGCGGCCGAGGAUUGAACGGAGGUAUUCGCGAAUAAGCGACAACUACGAGACUUUGGAGCAGGUUACCGAAGCGCUAGCAGAGUCUGGCCUUGAGUCCUCUAAUUUAAUUGUAGGCAUUGAUUUCACAAAGAGCAAUGAGUGGACAGGCAAAUUCUCAUUUGGUGGCCGUAGCUUGCAUCACAUUGGAGAUACAACACCGAAUCCUUAUGAACAAGCAAUCUCCAUUAUUGGACGAACCUUAUCAGCAUUUGACGAAGACAACUUGAUUCCUUGCUUUGGGUUUGGAGAUGCAUCCACGCAUGAUCAAGAUGUUUUUAGUUUUUAUCCAAAUGAGCAACCUUGUAAUGGUUUUGAAAAUACUCUGGCACGAUACAAAGAACUACUACCUCAUCUGAGAUUGGCUGGUCCGACCUCUUUUGCACCAAUUAUUGAAAUGGCUAUGACUAUUGUGGAACAGACUGGUGGUCAGUACCAUGUUUUAUUGAUAAUUGCUGAUGGACAGGUUACAAGGAGUGUAGAUACCCAAUUUGGUCACUUUGGUUCUCAAGAGCAGAAAACUAUAGAUGCUAUUGUCCGAGCAAGUGAAUUUCCAUUGUCAAUAAUCUUAGUUGGAGUUGGAGACGGUCCUUGGGACAUGAUGAAAGAAUUUGACGAUAACAUACCUGCCCGUUCCUAUGACAAUUUCCAGUUUGUCAAUUUUACUGAGAUAAUGGCAAAGAAUAUACCUCUAGCAAGAAAAGAGGCAGCAUUUUCUCUCGCAGCAUUAAUGGAGAUACCUUCUCAAUAUAAAGCAACUAUAGACAUGGGGAUAUUGGGUUGUCGAACAGGGAAGUCUCCUCGAAGGGUACCUCUUCUUCCCCCCACUGGAAAAAGCAAAUCUUCUUUUGGAUAUGAUAGCUCCAAGUCAUCGAAUUUCCAUCAGGGUUCAUCACCCUAUUCUGGUUAUAGAGCAGAAACCAGUGCACGAACUGCACCAACAUCGGCCUUCGAAAUUGAGAUUUGUCCAAUUUGUUUGUCUAAUCCAAAAGACAUGGUCUUCGGCUGUGGGCACCAGACAUGUUCCGCCUGUGGCCCAAGUCUUCAGUCAUGCCCUCUUUGCCGUACUGAAAUCCAGACUAGAAUAAAGCUCUACUGAUCAAGGUGAAAAGCCUUGCGGCAGGCCUUCCUAUGGAGGUCUUGUUGCAAGACAAUGCAUAAGACAUAGUAGUCUGACUAGUGUCAUUUUGUGUUUGAAAUUUUUGUUUAUUUUUUGGUGUUGCUAGGUUUAGACAUUCUUUUGAGGAAAAUUUGAUUAAUUCAUUGUCAAUCUUGAUUGACAU
Molecule: messenger RNA, 1767 nt
Organism: Zingiber officinale
Lineage: Eukaryota; Viridiplantae; Streptophyta; Magnoliopsida; Zingiberales; Zingiberaceae
Product: E3 ubiquitin-protein ligase RGLG2-like
Exons: 11
Coding region: 312-1583 (423 amino acids)
Source: RefSeq, a predicted model, not a curated record